Rhododendron vialii is the source of this 1373-nucleotide messenger RNA. Its product is annotated as 4,5-DOPA dioxygenase extradiol-like. The coding region runs from base 147 to 950 and encodes 267 amino acids. NCBI's taxonomy places the organism in Eukaryota, Viridiplantae, Streptophyta, Magnoliopsida, Ericales, Ericaceae. Gene Ontology annotation, molecular function: oxidoreductase activity, acting on single donors with incorporation of molecular oxygen; ferrous iron binding; zinc ion binding. The transcript is spliced from 3 exons. The record is from RefSeq and is a predicted model, not a curated record.
UCCUAAUUCCCUAGUUGCGAGGUAACUACCACUGUGCCAAUCUGGGGGGUUUUAAGAGUUAAGUUAUUGACGGACGCAAAAGGCCAAGAAGUACUCUCUCUCUCUCUCUCUCUCUCUCUCUCUCUCUCUCUCUCUCUCUCUCCAUAAUGGACACAUUCUUCCUUCCUCAUGCAACUAUGGGGAAAAUGGAUAGCAACCCCAUAAUGGAAUUUCUGAGAAGUUGGAAGGACGUGGUACGGGUGCCCAAACCAAAAUCAAUUCUGAUUGUUUCAGCACACUGGGACACGUGUGAUCCAACUGUGAGCGUUUUCCCUUACGUUCAUGAAACAACGUAUGAAUCUGAGGAUUCCACAAAAAGUCACUUGGCCAAGUUCAAAUACCCAGCACCGGGAGCUCCACAACUGGGUAUGAGAGUGAAGGAGUUGUUAAUGGAGUGUGGGUUCGAAACAGUCCAUGAAGAUUCAAGUCGUGGGCUUGACCAUGGUGCUUGGUUUCCACUAAUGCUCAUGUACCCAGAAGCAGAUAUUCCAGUGUGUGAAAUCUCAAUACAAUCUUCUAAGGAUGGGAACCACCACUACAACAUGGGCAAAGCCCUUGCUCCUCUUAGGGCUGAAGGAGUUUUGAUAAUUGGAUCAGGUGGAACUAUCAACUAUGCUCCCCCCUAUAUUCCUCCACUCCAUGCACCCGUGCUGUCUUGGGCUAUUGAGUUUAAUACUUGGCUCAAGGAUUCUCUCCUUAGUGGAAGGCAUGAAGAUGUUAUUGAAUUUGAGAAGCUGGCACCCCAUGCAAAGAUGGCACAUCCUAGACCAGACCACAUUUACCCUUUGAUUGUAGCUUUUGCAUCUGCUGGGAAAGGCGCAAAGGCUCAACUUAUUCAUCAUAGUUGGCAACGUGGUUUCCUCUGUUUUGAUUCCUAUCGAUUUUCAGAUAAUGUGGAAACGUCGUUUUGAGGCACACAACAUGUUAAUAUCGCAGAAUACGACUGUUGUUGUAUAAUUAAACUUCAUGGUUGGUUGUGGGGUGUAUAGCAUGUGUGAUGGAGUUGGGGGAUUCGGAAACCCUAUGGUGCAAAGUUUCAAUCGUUCAAGAGUGUUUUGGACGAUCCAGAUUUAAAUCAAACUUUUUUGAAAAAAAAGUUUCAUUUUAGAUCCAGAUCGUUGAAAGCACAUUUAGACGGUUGUGAUCUGCCCUACAGAGCGCCCUGCAGGGGUCCGUCCAUUUGUGUUUGUUCGUGUGAUCAACUAAGGAAUUGGGGAGAGUAGCCUUGGUAGGUUUAGCUUUUGUACCUGUGAUUGAUUGUGAUUGUGUACAAGUUCAAUUACAACCCAAUCUACUGGCAGAUCUAAUCAGAUUUUGAGAGCAGAUAUCAGGUU